Messenger RNA from Ylistrum balloti, 857 nucleotides. Its product is annotated as DNA-directed RNA polymerase I subunit RPA12-like. Bases 87 to 455 code for a protein of 122 amino acids. Lineage: Eukaryota; Metazoa; Mollusca; Bivalvia; Pectinida; Pectinidae. The record is from RefSeq and is a predicted model, not a curated record. Gene Ontology annotation, molecular function: DNA-directed RNA polymerase activity; zinc ion binding; nucleic acid binding. Gene Ontology annotation, cellular component: RNA polymerase I complex. The transcript is spliced from 4 exons. Gene Ontology annotation, biological process: DNA-templated transcription; termination of RNA polymerase I transcription.
UGUAUCAUUGCAACAUCAAUCAGUUAAAUAUUAUCCAAGAAAAAGAAACUAUUUGAAUCGCAAUAUUUUCCCAAUUUGAUUUGAAAAUGUCCAGGAAAAAAUCACAUGUGUUCACUACAGAUUUGGACUUUUGUCCCGACUGUGGAUCUGUUCUGCCAUUACCGACGUAUGAACAAUUCGUCGCAUGCAAAUCGUGUUCUUUCAAAAUUGAUGUUUAUGAAUUUGAUGCUGUGAAAACCUGUUCACGAAUUGUAUUCAACACAUCGGAUAAAGCAGCUUUAAAAGCUCAGGAGGAGACUGGUGAGCUAACAGGGCCAACAGUUGACAGAAAAUGUCCUAAAUGUGGGCAUGAAGGAAUGGUGUAUACCACAAGACAAACACGAUCUGCUGAUGAAGGACAGACAGUCUUCUUUUCCUGUCCUGAUUGCAGAUUCCAGGAGAUUGAAUAUUCCUGAGUUUGAAGGAUUGCAGUUGGUAUCGGCAGUGUGUAAUCGUCAUCUGUCCAUCGUUGUCCCAUACAUGUAUUUCGGACAACGGUCACCCAAAGUAUACACGCGGAACAGUAUACAGAACUUGUUAUACCCAAGUUUUAAAUUCACAUUAGAGACAUGUCAUUGUUCAAUUAACUAUUUAGAAAUUGUUAAUUUUUUAAGAUAUUUUAUUAAUAAAUGGACAUUGUGUAGCAAUCUGUCAUUUCUGUUUUAAUGAAAAAGAUGGUAAGAAGAGGAAACAUCUUAAAGAUACAAUAUUAAAAUUGUAACUGGUAUUGGAAUGUGAUACAAGUGGAAAUGGUAUAUUUAGUGUGAUAGAAUAAGUGUAUAAGUUGAAAUAAUUAAUGAUACAGAUAACUACCCCCC